AUGGAUGCUCAUCGAAGUCAACUAUGGAUAAUCUCUUUAGGUGUCCUUCAUGCUCUUCUGGUUUUUCGCAUCAACAGGGCCAUGGAGCGCUUCUGGGAAGGGACUGGCCUGCUGCAUCAGAUGCGGGGAGAAUGGUUCGAUGCGGUGAGUUGCUGCGUGACAUUCUCUCGGGCAUCAAUGGUAAGCAGGCCCCAAGACACAAUGCGAUUCCGACAUGCGAUAGUGCGCUUGAUGAGCCUCUGCCAUGGAAGUGCAUUGGAGGAGAUCGGAGGCGAAGAUGGAGACUUUUGCGAAACCAUCGAUUCGCAUGGCUUGGCCACUCGCACCUUGGAGCACUUGACAGACUGUGCAGAGGAGUACGAUUUCAAUCGGGUUGAGGUGCUGCUGCACAUGAUCCAGUCGCUCAUUACUCACAAUUUGGAUGUGGGGGUGCUGAAAGUGCAGCCCCCUAUCCUAUCUCGAGUCUAUCAGACCCUCUCCAGAGGGUUCGUGAAUCUUUUAAAUGCCAAGAAAAUUGCAGAUACAAGGUUUCCCUUCCCUUUCGCGCAGCUCAUUUCGGCGCUCUUGUUUUUGCACGUUGUAUUGCUUCCCGUUCUGAUUUCUGCGGUGAUUUCGCAAGCAUGGUUAGCCUUCACGUUCACUUUUCUUCCAAUCUUCUCGAUGUGUUGUCUCAACUACAUCGGAGUUGAGCUUGAGAACCCCUUCGGUCGAGAUGAUAACGACUUGCCCUUGAAGCACUUCCAGGCCGAGAUGAACAAUUGCCUGCUGAUGCUGCUGCACUACAGCGCGGAUUUGAUGGCCGGCAUUAACAAGCAGCGCUGUCUCAUGGACAUCAUGGAGAUCAGGAAGGCGAUGCAUGGCACUCUCUCUGAAAGUUGGCUUCAGGAGACCAUCGACAAGGCGCCAGGCAGCCCUGCCGAAGCCGUCAAAGACGUUGAGGAGGAAGAGUCUCAGCCCAACUCUGUACAAGAAGCUGGCGUGGAGGUUGUCCUGCCACUAGCGACACAAGGCGAGACCUCGUCGGACGGUGGAGCUGCUCCGAUUUUCGAGGAGCCUGCCUUUGAAGAGAAGCUACAACCUACAACGCUGCUACAAGGCAUGGACCAGGCGGUGAUGGCACUGACCGGCAUCAGACAGGCGAUAGCGAUGCAAGCGACUGAUGUCGAUCGAAGCAUCGAUGGGUUCCUGGCCUUGGCAAAGAAGCUCAGGACUCAAACCGACGAUCUUAUCGCAGACGAAGCUGAGCCAGCAGACGUGGAGUUCACGUUUGGAUGGGACUGCUCGGCUAUUCCCUCCUUCGAAGCCUCCAGCUGA
Messenger RNA from Symbiodinium sp. CCMP2592, 1314 nucleotides. The record is from the annotation of a GenBank genome assembly. Lineage: Eukaryota; Dinophyceae; Suessiales; Symbiodiniaceae.